CACCAACACUAACACUAACACUAACAGCGGCAACUAUGACAGGAGACAAGUUUCCAGGCUGAGCUAGGCUGGUCGGCAGCCGCUUGUCCUAUUCUCGGAGGGACGACGUAAAGCGCUGGACGUCGAGAAAUCCCUGCGCUUGCCUGUCUUACUCCUAAAGUAACGUUACCUGCUGGACACGGACAGUUUGGAUAUAGACCGGCGACGGCGGCGGCAGGAGCAGCAGGGCGAGUGUGUGAGUGCUUUGGCGGCGAAACAUGAACAAAAACCACCGUGUGCCGAGCAGCCGUUCUCUGAGUGCCGUGGAGGUGAAGAGCAAGUUCGGCGCAGAGUUCCGUCGCUUCUCCCUGGACCGGUCCAAGCCGGGCCGCUUCGAUGAGUUCUACGGCCUCCUGCAGCACGUGCACCGCAUCCCCAAUGUGGAGCUGCUGGUGGGCUACGCCGACGUGCACGGCGACCUGCUGCCCAUCAACAAUGACGACAACUACCACAAGGCCAUCUCAACAGCUGCUCCCCUGCUCAGGCUGUUCCUGCAGAGGAAAGAGGAAGCUGAUUACUCAACGUUUGGUACCGAUUCUCUGACCAGGAAGAAAAACACGGUGCUUUCGGCAGUUCUUUUGCGGCCUGAUGCCAACAGGAAAAAACCUCCAGUUAUCAUCAGUCUCCCGAGGGACUUCCGCCCCGUCUCCUCCAUCAUCGAUGUGGACAUCCUGCCUGAGACGCACCGACGUGUGCGUCUAUACAAGCACGGCCAGGAGAAGCCAUUGGGCUUCUACAUUCGUGACGGCUCCAGUGUGCGGGUCACACCGCAGGGUCUGGAGAAGGUCCCGGGCAUUUUCAUCUCUCGUAUGGUGCCCGGCGGGCUGGCAGAGAGCACCGGCCUGCUAGCAGUAAAUGACGAGGUGCUGGAGGUGAAUGGUAUCGAGGUGGCUGGGAAGUCUCUGGACCAGGUGACGGACAUGAUGAUCGCCAACAGCCACAACCUCAUCAUCACCGUGAAGCCUGCCAACCAGCGGAACAAUAUUGUUCGCAGUGGAGGAGGGGGUGCAGCGUCCGGUAGCUCGGGGCGCUCAUCGGACAGCGGAGCCAGCUAUUACGGCUACUCAUCGCAGGGUGUGGUCGGCGCAGCGGCCUCCAUGCCAUCGCAUAUCAUCCAGAAUUUCCCUGUCGGGGAACUGGAGAGCGACGAGGACGACGAGGACCUAGUGAUCGAGGCGGGAGGCGACGCCGAGCCCAUCAGACGCGCCCCCUCCAACUACAGCAUGCCCUCUCUGCCUCGCUACGAGCCGCACCUCAACCUCCGAGUUACCACCACAUCCACGUCCAAUCUCUCAAUCAACGCCAACGGGACCCUGCAAGCCAGCGCCAGCAGCGGAUCACUAAGCAACGCCAAUGUGACGUCGACUACGCCGUCGCCAGACAGAGCAAUGGAUAGGCGGAGUCUGGAGGAGGAUGGCACUGUUAUAACUCUGUAGACUGGGCAUUCACACACUAAACACUGGAAACCUGAAGUAGACACACACUCAGAUACUUCCACCCACACUUGGGGGGGAGUUAUGGACCACCAGAUAAAACACAGGACCAUCCUUUUUCCAUUAAACACAUACAUCCAUACGAUGACUGUAUCUGAGAAGCACAAUAUGUGUACAUAUUAAGUCAACACAACAACACUGACACCUAAACCUUUGUACGUCCUAACAUUUACAUGUAAAACACUGCACCCCAGGAUUCGCUCCUCUACAUGCCAAUGACAUGCAUGUGUGCCAUAGUGGCGACACAACCCCCCCCCCCCCCCUCACUUAAAUGUACCUUAUUUCCAAACCACUAGCAGCACUUGUUUUAUUCCAAAAACUGUUGUUACUACGAGCUUCCACUAGAUGGCGAAGAUGAGACACUCAAUCCUCCCCAUUUCUUUAAAUCAGUCCAAUGAAUAGAUGAAGGCUCUUGAUGACAAUCUGUAGAUGUUUUUGGCCUUGUGUCAGCCCACCAACCCACCCACCCCCCUCUCUCUGCACCACACUACCACCACCUUCCCCUUCUCCCCCCUUCCCCAUAAGUGACCACAGCACGUGAUUGGUAAACCGUUGCGAUACUCUCCACCGAGUGAGGUACCAAAACAAUCUACCAAGUGCUGAGAUUUGCAAUAAUACUGUUUUUAUUGGAGGAGAAACCACCUUAAAACAAGUCUGGGUCUUUUUUGCGUCAGCUCAGAUGCUUUUAACCACUGGUCUCAUAGCUGUGUUAAUAACUGACUGAUCAUGAAAGGUUGAUGAUUUUAAUCAUUCUCGGGAGCAGCUUUUGAAAAUCCCUUUACCAUCAGGCCUGUGCUUUAUAUUGUUUCUUUUUCUUUUUUUAACAAUACUUGUAUCUCACAAGUGACUUUAUGACCAGUUUCCGUCUGACCAAUGGCAAGCUGCGAGUCACUCAUCCCACCUGGGAACGGGACGUGUUAGAAUUAAUUUCCCCUCACAUCUUUCCAUCAUAUUGCACUCCCCUCUCCUUUCCGUGACAAGGGCUAUUUCCCCUGCUGCAUGUGUACAAAUGACAAAAUGUGAAUGUGAUUUUAUUUUGUUUUUUGGUUUCUCACUCUCUCUCUUUCUCACUGCAUUCUUUCCUGGACCACAACUUAAUAUCUAAUCUCAGUACUGCACAGUAAUAUUCAUCUCUGUUGUUUUCCAGUCAGGUCCAGAGUUCACUUGGAUGUGUCCCGAGAUCAUUCACAUAUGAAAAGUGUUCUCAAGUAUUCUUGCUAGUGUUACACUAAAAGAGAAUGUAACACAAUAACUGUAUUCAAAAUAGAUUGUGAACAUCGACUUUGGGCCUAAAUUGGAUGUCGAUAGCUGGACUCUAACAGUUUCGGAGAAUAAAACCAAAUCGACCACAGAAGUGAGUGGAAAGAAAUGAGCAGUGAUGUAAGAUUCCUGGUCAGACUGAGUCAUAUUGAAACAAACACACAUGCAGGUACGCUUGGCACACAGACCUAUUCAGUCUCUAUAUUUGAUAAAGGUGAGGCCAGUAUGUCUUAUUCACAGCAUGCCUUGACUCUAGCCUGCAUCUGGAAUUUCCACUGAAGUUAUUGCUCUCCUUGAAAAAGUCCCUAAAAAGGCUGUUAGAGGUAAAUUUAUGAUUUUGAAUAAAAAAAAAAAGAUUGACCUUUCAGUUAAAUUUUGUGGAGUGGAGUUUAUCCACCAUCAUGUAAGUUGUAUUGAAUUGCACUUAACCUGAGUUAAUUUGCUGAUUAAAAAUGUGUGAAACAAGUCAACCUGGCACGUUUUAAUCCCUCUUCUUGACGCAUUUAUCGGAGGUACAGAGUAUAUCCAUUACCCUCACACACUGCUGCUAACUGCCUCCCUGAAGUGAGAGCAGAUGGUCUAUUAUUUCUCUUAUUGAUUUUUUUUUUUUUUUUUUUUUGCGUUUGCCCUUUCUGUUAAAAGCGUCGACACAGACUUUAGCUCACUCACUAAAAUGUGGUUGACACACUCAUUAACCGACACUUUCACGGUAAUGUUUUAUUGGCUUUGUUUGGGCCUCUUGUGCACUCAUAAUGAAACACACACUCAUACAGAUCGGCAUCACUGCUAUUUCAUUCUGCUUAUUGUUUGAAUAUCUGAGUAGCCUAUCAGACAGUGAAUAUCUGUGACUGGAAACCACUUCAACACACAGCUGGUGUAUGUGCGUCCACUAUUGUAUUACUGUACAUGUAUAUGGUACUGUCUUUUUUUCUCUUUUUUUGGCCUUUUUAUGGUACAGCAGGUACUGAUGGGAUUCUGUCUUCUUUUUUUUUAAUUCUCUGCAUUAAACACAGUAAUGAAUGGUAAUCUGAAUGGAAGACUUUUAGAAAUCGAUGUUAAUUUAUUUUCUUUUUCCUUUAACUGUACCACAGGACACUGGGAUUGUAACCACAGCAACAUUGUGUUAUUUAUUCUCUAAUCAUGCGUCCGCAUAUUUUCUUUUCUUUGUACACAUUUUAUUACUUUAUUUUUAUAACUGAUAUGUUUUUUGUUUAUUUGUGAUUGUUGUUUUUGUCAUAAAUCUCAUGGUAGAUGUUUUGCCCUUUUAGAGAUGAUUUCAGUAUCUGCAAGGCAUGACACUAGUUUUUUUUUCCAAUACUGUGAAUUAUGAUUUUGUGGGAGACAAACAGUUUUUAUCAGCGGAACCUCAAAACAGGUUUCAUGUUUUCUCUUUGAGUCCAAUUUUUUGUUUUGUUUUUGUUUUUUUGUUUGUUUGUUUUUAUAAGUGAUCGAGCAAUGACUUUUGCUUGCCAGAUAAAUUCUAUGGUAUAGAUUUGUAAUGAAGAUUGUCAGUAUUUUCAUAUUGAUGCUAUAUAUGAUGUACAUUUUUAUCACAUAAUGAAGAUGUUUUAAGAUUCAACUGGAGAUAUGUAUAAAUAAAUAAAUAGAUGUACACAUGUAAUUGCUGAUUGGAGGAGCUGGAUAAA
Molecule: messenger RNA, 4438 nt
Organism: Scomber japonicus (chub mackerel)
Lineage: Eukaryota; Metazoa; Chordata; Actinopteri; Scombriformes; Scombridae
Gene: pard6b
Product: par-6 partitioning defective 6 homolog beta (C. elegans)
Exons: 3
Coding region: 258-1475 (405 amino acids)
Biological process (GO): regulation of cellular localization; centrosome cycle; establishment or maintenance of cell polarity
Cellular component (GO): cell cortex; apical plasma membrane; nucleus
Molecular function (GO): protein kinase C binding
Source: RefSeq, a predicted model, not a curated record